Acanthochromis polyacanthus (spiny chromis) is the source of this 3688-nucleotide messenger RNA. RefSeq names its product protein inhibitor of activated STAT, 1b (gene pias1b). The transcript is spliced from 14 exons. The coding region runs from base 1 to 1998 and encodes 665 amino acids. Lineage: Eukaryota; Metazoa; Chordata; Actinopteri; Pomacentridae. Gene Ontology annotation, molecular function: SUMO ligase activity; zinc ion binding; transcription coregulator activity. Gene Ontology annotation, biological process: protein sumoylation; regulation of transcription by RNA polymerase II. The record is from RefSeq and is a predicted model, not a curated record.
AUGCGCACCCAGAGUAACAAGAUGGCGGAGAGUGCGGAACUGAAGCAAAUGGUAAUGAGCCUUCGAGUUUCUGAGCUCCAAGUGUUGUUGGGGUAUGCAGGACGAAAUAAGCACGGGCGCAAACAUGAACUUUUGACUAAAGCUCUCCACCUACUCAAGGCUGGUUGCAGUCCCGCAGUGCAGAUGAAGAUCAAAGAGCUCUACAGACGGCGCUUCCCAACCAAAAUGGUUUCACCAGUGGACCUCGCUCUUCCUGGUGUUCACUCUGCGUCCAGCUUGCCAACUGGACUCGCCCAGCUGGGAUUUGACAGCCACGGUUCCCCGUCACCGCUGCUGCCUGUUUCUUUACUUGGGCCUAAGCAUGAGCUGAGUCUGCCUCACCUUCCCUCCGCCCUGCACCCUGUACACCCCGAUGUCAAGCUCCAGAGAUUGCCAUUCUACGAUGUGCUGGAUGAGCUAAUUAAGCCCACCAGCCUUGCUUCAGACAACAGUCAGCGGUUCCAGGAAGCAUGUUAUGCUUUUGCAUUAACACCACAGCAAGUUCAACAGAUCAGCAGCUCCAUGGACAUAUCUGGGACCAAAUGUGACUUUGCCGUUCAAGUCCAGUUAAGAUUUUGUUUAUCAGAAACAAGCUGUCCCCAGGAGGAUCAUUUCCCCCCUAAUCUGUGUGUGAAGGUCAAUGGCAAGCCGUGUAAUCUCCCGGGAUAUCUUCCUCCCACCAAGAACGGAGUUGAACCAAAAAGGCCCAGUCGCCCCAUUAACAUAACAUCUCUUGUCCGGCUGUCCACAACAGUCCCCAACACGAUUGUGGUGUCAUGGACUUCAGAAAUUGGGAGGAGUUUUUCCAUGGCCGUGUAUUUGGUAAGACAGCAGUCGUCUGCAGUGUUGUUGCAAAGACUACGGGCCAAAGGAAUUAGGAACCCGGACCACUCAAGAGCUCUGAUCAAAGAGAAACUGACGGCUGAUCCAGAGAGUGAGAUCGCUACCACCAGUCUACGAGUCUCUCUCCUGUGUCCUCUGGGGAAGAUGAGACUGACAAUCCCCUGCAGAGCAAUGACAUGCUCACAUCUUCAGUGCUUCGAUGCUACACUUUAUAUCCAAAUGAACGAAAAAAAGCCAACCUGGGUGUGUCCAGUCUGUGACAAGAAGGCGCCAUAUGAGCACCUUAUUAUUGAUGGGUUGUUUAUGGAAAUCCUGAAUAGCUGUUCUGACUGUGAUGAGAUCCAGUUCAAAGAAGAUGGAAGCUGGGCCCCUAUGAGGUCAAAGAAGGAGGUGCAGGAGGUGUCUGCUUCCUACAACGGUGUAGACAGCGAUUUGUCUCGAACAGAAACACACGAGCAUAAACGGGGAUCAUCUAAUGACAACAGCAAGAAAGUCGAUGUGAUUGAUCUGACACUGGAUAGCUCCUCAGAGGACGAGCUAGAUGAUGAGCCACCUCCUAAAAGAGCCUGUCCCUCACUGUCACCUGUGUCUCCACCUGCAAACAAGGGAGUACUGAACCUGCACAGCCAGGCCUCACCUGUGUCCAGAGCUCCCAGCAUGCCCCCUGUGGAGACCAGCUACAUUCCUCCCCCUCCGCCUCUUAUCCAGGACUACCGCCACUAUUAUCACACAACUAGUGACCUGCCAGAUCUAAAUUUCUUCUCCUUCCUCCAAGGCGAAAAUCAGCAUUACAACAUGGUGAUGGCUGCAGCAGCGGCUGCAUCGGCUUCCGCCUCAGAGGACCACGACCUGCUCCUCAACCGUUUCCUGCCCUACGGCUCCCCUCAGAUGUUGCGGGAGCAGCCAGGCACCCCUGGGAGCAUCUCACUGGCAGCAACCAAUGGAGGCAGCAACAGCGGCAGCACCAGUAGUUUGGUGUCUUCCAGCAGUCUUCGGGACCGUGACAAAGACAGAGACAGGGACAGCCACGCCAUUUCUGGAUUGUCCAGGUCCUCGGUGGAAGCUGCAGCAGCAGCCAUUUAUGGCUCCAUAUCUGACGUUAUCUCUCUUGACUAGAUCCACACAGAACUGAAAGGCAAGGGAGACCUCGAGAACAGGAGUUCUUUGUAAAUAAGGAAGAGGAAGAUGAAAGAAUAAAGUGCUAUGUACAGAGAGGAAAUCUAUUUUCAAUUUUACUUAUCAUAUGUAUAUAAACUUAGGACGCUUCUUGUCCAGUGAGUUACUUCAGUUAAUAUUUUUCUGUGAAUACUGAAGACUUUUUCACACCUCUUCAUGUGGUCCUUUGAUUAUAUUGUACCUUUUGUACCUGGUUUUUACAGUUUUGUUUCAAUAUUUCAUGUCAAUGGCAUUAUUUCAGUAUACAUGCACAGAACCCAAUGAAGUGACACCUUAUGGAACGUGAAAUUUAGAACAUAAAGAAAAUGGGCAUUGUUAUCGAUGUACAAAAGGCAAGUCACAGCAAAACAGGAGAAUGUGUAACACUUUAUUUUCUAAAUGGUAUCAUUUCUGUCAAACUGUUUUGACAGCAGAAAGAUCUGGCCAUUUUUGCCAUCACUGUAGUUUUUUUCUGUAAGACAUUCAUGCUGUGGUCAUUAUUUUUAAGGAAUUAUUUAUGAUGUAAGUUAUGUUGGAUGUGUGCUGUUUUUUUGUUUUUCUUUUUAAGAAGCAUUCCCUAUGCCUCUAGGAACAGUUGCCACUAGAAAUGCAAAAGCAAAUGCUAGAUCCUUCUGUUGUCAUAACUACACUCUUUUCUUCUCGCAAAUAUGAACAAUAAUGUACCUAGAAUACAUAGAAAUUGGGAGUAAGUCAGUAUUGUAAGAUCAGGCUUUCAUUCAGUGUGUGAAUGAAGCGCGCUGGUCCAACAAGCACCGACAAUUGGACCUGAACGUAAAUCUAAGAUUUGCAAUCAUGUAUUUUUCUCUUAAAGUAUAGCUGUUUUAUUUUGCAUAUUACUCUUAAAAACAUACAUGGGAAGCUACAAAGAAGUGGCCAGUUGACAAUGACAAAUUUCUGUUCCACUUGCAAGACAAGGCUAGUUUCUGGUCUACUUGAAGUUUAUUGUUUCAUUGAAAGGCUUAAAACUAUUCAGUGAAUGCAAGUGGAUUAAUUACAUUUCAUUAUGUCUUUAUGUUUGAUUUUAGCACUUGCUCUUUUUUUUUUUUCUUUGAACAUAAAGUCUGUGUGGAGCAGUGAAGCGUUACAGUUCUCACUUAGUAGUUUUCAGCUUUUCUAUGUCUCUGCAAAAUACAUGAAAGCUCACCUGUUUGACUGCGAUGCUGUUCCUUAGUGAGGCCACAGGACGCAAAGCCUUUUUUGUGGUGUUUAGUGUAUUUGCAACAGCCUUUAAGAUGACUGUGAUAGCUUAGUCUUUGAGUGAAUCACAACACGCAUUUUGGCCCAGAAGUUGAAAACCAUUGAAGUUAUUAUGGACGCCUCCCCUCCCUUUAUUUUAUGACUUGUGCUUACAAUUAGGAUUAUUUAUUAUCAUAUAUAUUUUCAGCAUUUGUUUGAUUCGUGGAUAUGCAUUGCUGUCAUUGUAUGUGAUAUUUCUUUUGUAAUUAUAUAAUUAAUGCUAUUUAAAGACGUCACUGUUGCUUGACAUGCAUUGUAACAUUUUCUGUUUCUGUCCCGUUUUGCUAUCAGAUGAUGUCAAUAACUCAAUAGAAGCUUUGAUCAUUUUGAACGGCUACAAGGUCUACUGUGCUGUUUGAUAUUUGUAAGAAUUAAACAGAUACAAGAAAGUUCA